UGUAUUCAGAGUAGGAUAAAUUCUCCGGGUUGUGUUUAAAACAGGAGAAGAUAAUCCUAUACCAUGUCAAGAGUCCAGAGUGUUGAUACUGUCGUCCAACUCUCUGUAUCGUGCAAACAUUUAUCAGGAGCAAACAUUCCUAUAGGGCUUCAAAAACUUAGGAAACUUCGUCAUUUGGAUAGAUUUUCCCAUUCUGAUCCUAUGUGUGUUCUCUAUAGAAAGUGUGGUAUCCGAGGUACCUGGAGCGAGGUAGGACGAACUGAAGUGAUCAAGAACUGCGGAGAUCCACAGUGGACCACGUCCUUCACUCUUCAGUACAAUUUUCAUGAAAAACAGGAUUUGAGGUUUGCUGUUUAUGAUAUAGACAGUGAAUCCGGUUUCCUGGAAGAUCAUGAGAACCUGGGAACUGCAGAAUGUGCUCUAGCUCAGAUACUCUCAGCUGACCGGCUCAAGAUUGAACUGAAUCUAUCUCCCUACCGAACCCACCCAGGUGACUGUGGUGUGCUAACCGUAAUAGCUGCUGAGCUCUCAGAUGGAACUAGAGACAGAGUAACUCUAGGUUUAUAGAUCUGAGUGGAUUAGGAAUACCGCGAACCCUGACUGGAAGCCUGUAACCCUGGAUGCUGCUAAGUUGUGUGGAGGAGACUGGAACAGACCUUUGAGGAUAGAGGUGUAUAACUGGGAUGCCGACGGAGGUCAUGAUUUUAUUGGAGACUGUACAACAAACCUAGACGAACUGUCAGAGGGAGAAGGUUUCCAGAUUGUACAGUAUGAUCUAGUAAACAAGAAGAAGGUUGAGAAGAAGAGAGGAUAUGUUAAUUCUGGACAGAUCGUGCUAAAAACCGUGUCUAUUGAACAGGAUUCCACUUUCCUGGAUUAUAUCCGAGGUGGAGUAAGAUUGAACCUAGUGGUUGGAGUUGAUAUGACAAGUAGUAACGGAGAUCCGAACUCAACCCAUUCACUUCAUUCAAUUGACAAAAGAACAGGAGAGAAUGCGUAUACCGCCGCUAUCAGGACAGUUGCUGAGAUACUUCAGGAUUACGACUAUGAUAAGAAACUCCUGGGUUUGGGGUUCGGAGCUAAUAUAGGUGGAGUCGUCUCUCACUGCUUCCCGCUGAAUGGGAACUCCAGGAGUCCUUAUUGCAGAGGAGUAGAAGAUCUUAUUGAUAAUUAUAAAAUCACACUUAAACAAGUGAAAUUGUCAGAGCCAACCCGCUACAGUGAUCUAUUCCAGUAUACAGUUGAUCAGUUCUGCAGUGAGGAAGAGGUGGAUGAGUAUACAAUAGUCCUGCUAAUAACUGAUGGUGGAGUUACUGAUUUUGAUGAAACUAAGGAGGUUCUAGUGAACAGUAGCAAUCUACCACUCUCUGUAGUUCUGGUAGGAGUAGGAGAUGGAGAUAUGGGAGCAUUAACAGACCUGGACUCUGACCGAGCACGUCUCUGUGCAGGACGGAAACAGGCGGAGCGAGAUAUUGUGCAAUUUGUGCACAUGAAGAAGUUCCUGCCUAGCGGUCAACUUGAACCUCGUAGCUAUCACCAGGUUCUUGACCCUGCAGAAGCCAGACAUAAGCUGGCUAGAGCAGUUCUUGCUGAAAUACCUAGACAGGUGACCGAAUAUUACAAAAAAGCUGGCAUUUCACCCAAACUACCCGACGUUCCUUUCGACCUGUCAGAGGACUUUGACCGGAGAUUUAACCUCGCCAACUGAUCUGGAUAGUGUUCAUCACCGGAGGCUGAUUGCAUCUCAUUAAUCAGAGAUUUCAGACUUUCGUCUCAUUUCAACCUUUACAUCAUCUUUUCAUUAUCUUGCUAGGAAAGUCCAUUCAUUAUUUACCAUUUCUAAUUAACCAUUUCUAAGGUCGGAAUUUUUGGGUGGAGCAAUGUUGAUUUUGAACGCUUGAUAUUUACAUCCGAUGAGAGCACUUUUAAAUUUGAGGAGCUUAAAGUAAUCCCAGUAGGGUAUGAAAACCAAGAUAUAUCGAGGAUGAAACAAAAGAUUUAAAUUAAUGCUUAAUGGUUGAUCCUGAGAUUCAAACCACAAAUGUUCUGACUUCAAGUCAGAUUUUUACUCAACAAAGUUUUUUAAAACUUACAAAACCUAAAUUAUUUAUAAACUUGGAAAGCUAACUUUAGGGAAACCACUUGGUACAUACAGAACGUCAAAUAUAAUAUUAGAUUAUCUCAUUUUAACGCCAAAAUACGUAUAGAGAACUAACGAACCUUGCAUUUUCUGCCUGCAAACUUUUACAUAAGCAAUGCACUAUUUAAAAAAAUGAAUCAAUCUAGAAAUCUUCUGUUUGUCCCAAAAAUUCCAAUAUGUCAUUAUCCAAUAUGAGUUGGGACACCCUCUAACCAAACAGGGAAGGAGAAUGUUUUGCGCGCGUUAGUUUCAUUUUUGCAUAAUAAAUGCCGAUUCACGUAAAAUACUGAUUUGGAUUUUUGACGAGACUAAUUCAAUAAAUUUUGAAUAUGAGUCUACAGAACACUCCAUUUAGCAUCCAAAUCCAAGCAUAAAUACACCCAAGUCGCUAUGAUUUUAUUUUUAAUAUUACUUAAUCAAUAUUCUUUAAAUGUUGAAUUUUUUUUUUCCUAAAAUGUUUUUUAUUAAAAAUGUGCAAGUAAAUGUAAAAAACUAUCAUUUCUUUUUAAAAGAUAAAACAUUUGACAAUGAACUUUUACAUGUUUUGAAGCCUUCUUUCUAUUUUCUUAUUAAAAUUUCCUUUAAUAGUUGCCAGAUAUUACCGAGUUUUCCUUAGAAUUUUCUGAAGUAGAAAAAUACCUUUCAAGUGGCUAUACAAUAUACAAUAUACAAUAUACAAUAUACAAUAUACAAUAUACAAUAUACAAUAUACAAUAUACAAUAUACAAUAUACAAUAUACAAUAUACAAUAUACAUACGAUAGAAAUUAGAUGUCGACAGUAUUUGAAAGAUAUAUAUAAAAAAAAAUUUCGACGAAAAUUUCUGAAUAUUAAACUUGCAAAAACCUUUUUAAAAACCGUGUUAAAAUUUUAAGUUAAUUAUUUUAGAUUUUUGUUGUAUACAGUGAAAUGAUUUGAUUGUAACAAUUCUAAAUAAUGUGCUAAAACAAAGAAAUAAUGUUGUGCAGAAAACUGUGUUCUACCCUCGUAAAUAUAUUCUGCAACAAACCCGCAAAUUGUAUUUGCAAACAUUUCGCGGAAUAACUUUCCCCUUCUUUCUAAUUCCUUCAAGAAUAUACAAAUAUUGAUGGAUUUUAUUAAAUUUCUUUGUAAUUUAUGAUUAUGUAUGUACAGGGUUACCCACAAAGAAUGAGACUUCAGAGACGACUGUACGGUAUUUAAACCGUCUAUUCAUAAUUCCCUGCAACUGUGAACUGGUUGCCAAAUAAUUAAAUAAACCAUGAAAAAGACUAUAUUUAGGUGAGAAGAAUUAUUUUAACCUUAGAAUUAAGAGUUUCAUGUCGUCUUGACAGUAUCAUCCUUAGUGGGUUACCUUAAAUGUGUUUACUUUUACAUUUAAAUGUCUUUUUAUAAUACAAAUUAUAUAUAAAUAUAAAAAUGGAAUCAUGAAAUAAACUCGAUAUUUACAUCAACAGGAA
Molecule: messenger RNA, 3578 nt
Organism: Eurytemora carolleeae
Lineage: Eukaryota; Metazoa; Arthropoda; Copepoda; Calanoida; Temoridae
Product: copine-9
Biological process (GO): cellular response to calcium ion
Cellular component (GO): plasma membrane
Molecular function (GO): calcium-dependent phospholipid binding
Source: RefSeq, a predicted model, not a curated record